This is a messenger RNA of Bactrocera dorsalis (oriental fruit fly), 637 nucleotides long. Its product is annotated as general odorant-binding protein 56d. Gene Ontology annotation, biological process: sensory perception of smell. The record is from RefSeq and is a predicted model, not a curated record. Gene Ontology annotation, molecular function: odorant binding. NCBI's taxonomy places the organism in Eukaryota, Metazoa, Arthropoda, Insecta, Diptera, Tephritidae. The transcript has 2 exons. The coding region runs from base 182 to 583 and encodes 133 amino acids.
UUUUCUUGAGAAAAUACAACUUUAUUCACGUAAAUUCUAUACAUAAUGCCGGUGCACUAUAGAAACAUUUCCAAACAGUCUAUAUAAAGUGCAACAGUUGUAAGCUGAAAACUAGAGCAAGCUUUUCUUGUCUGCUGAAAACCCUAAAAUAAUCACCAUAGUCCACUAGAACCUAGAGGAAAUGAAAUCGUAUAUUUUGCUAGUCGCUUUAAUUUCACUCAGCGCUGUCGCGGCUCAUCAGUUAAAGUCCAAUAAGUCAACCCAAGCCCACCAGUUCUACGAGGAUUGCUUGAAAGAGUCUGGAGCAAGCGCCGCGCAGUUGGAUGCUUUGAAGAAGGGUGAUUUCAACGCGGUCGAUGAUAAAGCGAAAUGUUUUCUAAAAUGUCUACAGAACAAGAAAGGAAUUCUAGAAAAUGGCGUGCCAAAUGAAGCAGCUAUCCAUAAGGUAAUGACGCCGGCGGUUGGUAAUAGUCCACCAAAAAAUACGCUAGCCAAAUGUAAUGGCUUGAAGGGUGCCAACGAGUGUGAUACCGCCUUUCAGAUAUAUAAGUGCUAUCGGCAAGAGCACGUUGGCUUGAUUUGAAUCUUUAUUCUCAAUACAAUAUUGUAAACGAAGCUUAAGAAUAUUUAAAAUAAA